UGUGUAGGUUGAAUGGAUGAAACGAGAGAGAGAGCGGAGAGGUAUAGGCACGCUGUGAUACGGCCCUAUAUAUUUGCCGGCAGGACUAUCUUCCUUUUAAAGACAACCUCCUCCUUGCAUUGGUUUCCACUCAGUGAUGUCGCGUAUUUGUGUGGCGCACCUGUAAAGAGCGAGACAGGCAGAAGCCGGCUUUUUUAAUUAUUUGAUUCCUUUUAUUUCUUCUGUUCUUUUUUCCUUUUUCCCUUUUUUUGUUUCAUGCAUUUGCUUGAAAGGAAAUCAUUUCUGUGUUUUUGAUUUAAUAAAUAUUUAAUUUCCCUCAUUUUAUCUUGUUUGUGUUGGCUUUUUAUGUUUCCAAGUUUGAACUAAGACAGAGCGGAAUUCAUCAUUUUACGAGCUAUUGGCCAGGUGUUUUCAUUCAGAGAUUGUUUGCCCUAAAGGACGUCCAUAACUUUCAUUUAUAGAAACGACGGCAACUCCAAACUAACAUGGCAGUCAGACUGUGCGAUGUGGCUUCACUGCUUAGAAGUGGUUCGUGGGCGCCUGAGCCUUGGACUGGGGUAAUUGCUGCCAUGGAAACACAGCUGUCCAAUGGGCCAACUUGCAACAACACAAGCAACGGUCCUUCAACAAUCUCAAACAACUGCUCCUCGCCUGUAGAGUCAGGGAGCAUAGAGGACAGUAAAACUAACUUGAUAGUCAACUAUCUGCCUCAGAACAUGACCCAAGAGGAGCUGAAGAGUUUGUUCGGGAGCAUCGGAGAAAUUGAGUCCUGUAAACUAGUUCGAGACAAAAUCACAGGACAGAGCCUAGGCUAUGGAUUUGUGAAUUAUGUGGACCCGAAAGAUGCAGAAAAAGCCAUCAAUACUUUAAAUGGCUUGAGACUUCAGACCAAAACCAUCAAGGUUUCCUAUGCGCGUCCAAGCUCCGCCUCCAUCCGGGAUGCAAAUUUGUAUGUCAGCGGUUUGCCGAAAACCAUGACCCAGAAAGAGCUGGAGCAACUGUUCUCUCAGUAUGGACGCAUCAUUACCUCACGUAUCCUGGUGGACCAGGUGACCGGUGUCUCCAGAGGCGUCGGCUUCAUCCGCUUUGACCGGCGAGUCGAGGCCGAGGAAGCCAUCAAGGGUCUGAACUGCCAGAAACCACCUGGCGCCACCGAACCCAUCACGGUCAAGUUCGCCAACAACCCGAGCCAGAAGACGAGCCAGGCCCUGCUGUCCCAGCUGUAUCAGUCACCCAAUCGAAGGUACCCAGGACCCCUCGCACAGCAGGCACAGCGCUUCAGGUUGGACAAUCUGCUGAACAUGGCCUACGGAGUUAAAAGCCGGUUCUCCCCCAUGGCCAUCGACGGGGUGACGAGCCUGGCCGGUAUCAACAUCCCAGGCCACGCCGGGACCGGGUGGUGCAUCUUCGUGUACAACUUGGCCCCGGACGCCGACGAGAGCAUCCUGUGGCAGAUGUUCGGGCCGUUCGGCGCCGUCACAAACGUCAAGGUCAUCCGCGACUUCAACACAAACAAGUGCAAAGGAUUUGGUUUUGUCACCAUGACUAACUACGACGAGGCGGCCGUGGCCAUCGCCAGCUUGAACGGAUACCGACUGGGCGACCGGGUCCUGCAAGUGUCGUUUAAAACCAACAAAACGCACAAAGCCUAAAACCCACCGAAAUUGUUUGUGGAAAACUCAUCGGAAAGUGCAAACAAAAAUGGAAGCGAAUCAACCGUACCUUUCUACAUUAGUAAAAGCUUUGUAAAUCUGUUACGAAGAAAACGAUAUUUAGCGUCAAACGUGAAUUUUUUUUUCUUUUCAUUUUUUCUUUUUUUUUUUUUUGGUUUUUUUCCUUUCAUUGCUACGCUUUGAAUCUCCUCGGUAUACUUUAAAACAGAAAAAAAAAAAAAUCCUGCAGGUUUUUGUGCCUGUGAUGUUAAAUUCUCUUGCUGUCUUUACAGAUGGACCAUGGAAAACGUUACUAUAGGUUCCUGUCAUUUUGUUGCUCAUCUGCUUUGGAACAGUCAGUCUUGUACGGUUCUGUGUAGUGAUACUUUGAUUUCUUUCUUUCUUUGUAUUUUUCCGUGUCCUGAUUUGCCUUUAGUAGCGUCUUCAGUGGGUUAGCAAGUACUUAUUUGCGGUUUUGUUGAUUUGUAAGUAUUCCGUUUCUUGUAUUAUGAGUUGGUUCUUGGUUGGCUGCAUAACGUUGCUUAUUGUAAACUUAACGGAUAAAAGACAAAAAGAAAAAAAAAAUUCUUAAAGCAGUACCUUGCCAAAGAGCUAAGAACCUCUUUGAUGUGGGUUUAAAAAGCAUCUAUUUUUAUAAAAAGAAAAAUUUGGAGAAACUUUUUACUGGACCUGGAACAAAAUAUUUUGACUUGGAUACUUUGAGAAAUAUCUUCAUAUGACACCUUGUGAGCUUUUGAACUUUACAAGAAAGUUUGCAGUGGUUGAAAUUUCUGGAGAGAUUUAUGAUGUAAAAGAUACCUUUUGAGAUCUUUGUAUUAUCUUUAGAUUCUAGAAUCGAUGGCAGUGCUGGUUUCAUUUGUAAAAUCAUCCGUGGGUCCUCCUGUCAUUCUGGUUGUUUAGGACUAGAAAACUCGCUUUUCCCGUUGUUUGGUUUGGAAAACGGACAUUUAAAAAAACACACAC
Messenger RNA from Sphaeramia orbicularis (orbiculate cardinalfish), 2636 nucleotides. RefSeq names its product ELAV like neuron-specific RNA binding protein 2 (gene elavl2). The transcript has 8 exons. Gene Ontology annotation, cellular component: ribonucleoprotein complex. Bases 486 to 1652 code for a protein of 388 amino acids. Gene Ontology annotation, molecular function: RNA binding. The record is from RefSeq and is a predicted model, not a curated record. Lineage: Eukaryota; Metazoa; Chordata; Actinopteri; Kurtiformes; Apogonidae.